AGGCGACACGGUAAAUUUGGUGGAAUGUACACGGAGCGAGGACGAGGUUGAACAAGUUUCACUAUUACUAAGAAGAGAGGUCGCUGUGAUGAAGGCUCAUGUCCCUAUAAUGGAAGGUAGAGUCGUUUCCAAGGAAUGGAGGUGACGGCUGCGAGGACACUCCGACGAUGAAUUCCUCUGGGAGGAAUACUAGUUCAGAGUUUUUAAUCCUGUAUACUGAGGGUCCAGGAAUGAAGCAGGAUGUCAAGGCCCAUCUCCUGGCCUCCCAGGAGCUGCUGGUCGAGUCCCUGUACAACCUCGCCCCUUUGCUGGACUGUGCCCUGGCCCGCGGGCUGCUGUCCCAGGACAACUACUACGAGGUGAAGGCGGAGAAGACACCCCCUAACAGGGCUCGGAAGCUGCUGGAGGUGGUACAGGCCCAGAUGGAUGAACGGGAGGCCUCCUGCUUCCUGGAGUGCCUGAAACGAUGUGAACAUCACUACCCUCGCCUUCGGUCAUGGCUAUCUCAUAAUACAGAUAUCCAACGUGGACCAACAGAAUGCCAACUUCAGAGCCAGUUUAGUGUUCUGUGUGCCCGCCUGGGUCACUCCACCCUGCCUGUGUCUCUGGCGCUGUUCUCCACUGGCAUCAUCACCCAGUUUGAGCUUGACCAGGUCCAGUCAGCAACCAUCCUCUACCAGCAAGCUCAGAAGCUGCUGACCAUCUGUCUGUCCAAGGGAGAGAGCGCAUGCAGGGCCUUCUACAGUGCUCUGAACAACGAAGAUGAGAACCUGGCAGAGGAGAUCAGGACUGGUGGUUUGCCUGAAGCUCUUCCUGUUUUGUCGGUGGAAAAUGAAUCUGACGUCAACAGUUUCCCAAUAGCUGUUGAGGAGACCAGUGCUGCUUCUGCAGAGGCUGACUCGCAGUCAGGUAUACUACAGGAAGUGCUGGGCCUGCUGGGUAUUGUGAGUGGAGAGGCCAGGCUGAAUAUCUGUGAGCUGGGGGUCAUGCUGGGUCUGCCCCGCUGGUCAGUCAGGGAGGCCCUGUUGGAAGAGGUGGGGGUCGAGGAUGGAGUUCAGCUUGAGGUGAUGGUGGAUCUUUUCCUCCAGAAGACCCAAGAUGCACCACUUUUGCUCAGCAGAGUUCAGCAGUGUAACAUUCAGAGAGCACAGCUGUCUGAGAGAGGUAGCCUAUUGCUCAAGCUUCUUCAGGAAGCUGAGUCACUUCUCCAUCGCAGGGACUUCCUGCACGGUGGGGGCCAAGCCUGCACUGGGGACCUCAGAGACAUGGUGGAGGCCAUCUUCAUCUUCCUGCUGAGGGAAUGCAUGGCGCAGGUCCUGGAGGAACCCAUCUCUGAGCCAGGCAGGAGCGCGCUGGAGUGUGUUGCCGAGUUACGGGCUGGAGACAUGGUAGAUGUUUCCUUGCUCCAAGAGUUGGAGGAAUGCCUGAGAGAUGGAGGAGCAGAGGCCAUGGGACAGAGUGCACGAGUGCUGGCCCAGAUCCUACGAGACCUCCACCCUCAACAGCACUGCCUCCACCUGUCUCCUCCACAAGAUGGGACGUACUCAUGCCGCCCACGGAAAAUCCACAGGAUCACGCGCUUCUGUGGUCUGCUCACUCGAGUCAUUCGCAAAGUGGGUAGAAGUAGUGGGUUUUCACUCUCUGCUGCCGCGAUAGACCAAGAUGAACAUUUGCUAACCAGACAGCACAGAGAGGUCUGUGUGCGAGUAGCAAGGCUGCUGGAGAGAGUGCGGCCAGAUGGUGGUGCCACUGCCCAUCAGGGUGACUCUGACGCUGCCAUCACACAGCAUCUCAAAUUCACCUUGUCCCAGGAGGGAUUCAGAGCUGAGGUCUUUGAUGCUGGGAUGAGGCACCGUUUGCUGGGGAUGCUGGAGUUCAGCCCUGCACGGAUGGGACUGGGGUCUCUAAUGCAGCUUCAUCUGGAGACCCUCGCUGGGCUUGAGCGCUACCUGCAGCAAGGGGAGCACCACAGCUUCCAGUUUGCUAUAGAAUCCGUGCGAACGCUCGGAGGGGCACAGCUGUGUUCCGUAGAGCAUGUGCGAGGUCCGGUUGCCAUCGACAACGGCUUAGAGGAGGUGUACUGUUUUAUGACAUCAGAGCCGACCUCAUUCCUGGUGAGAGUUUGUUGCCGUGGCUAUGAAAGGGAGUGUCGGUUUGAGGUGUGCAACCCACAGUGUGUACGUCUUUCUCAGCUGGACUGGGCCACUUUACAGGACACACACAGGGUCACAGAGGGGAUAGUUCUAGCUGAGGAGGGAGGCUGUGUAUGGGUGAGAGAGGGGGACAUGGGCUGGAUGGAGAAACUACAGGUUGAAAUGCAAAGAAAUCGUUUGCAACUGAAUGACCAAGGGUGCUGCUUUAAGGUCACCAGUCAGGAGUCAGAAUGCAAGAUCAAGUUCAUUUAUAAAAAUGGACGAAUAUCAGCAUGUGCUGUUACAAACUGUGAUAUCCUGUAAUUUUCCACUUUACUUUUCAAGGGGGAACAACCAUAACAGUACUUUUGCACAUGUAGAGGGGAGCAGGACUCGGUUUCUGCAAGUGAAAGUUGAAGAAAAGUGCUGAAUCUAUGUUUAUGGGAGUAUGACUCUGCAUUUCCUGUGUGUGGACACACAUACCACAAAACAGGAAGGCGGAUUUCACUGCUACAGACUUCACUAUUGUACCACUUUCUUCUCUGAAGUAAAACCUAUUCAUGUAUACAAUAAUACACACAUAAAUAAUCACACAAGACAAGUACAUAAAUGUUGAUUUUUUUUUUAUAUUUAAUAACUUAA
This is a messenger RNA of Alosa alosa (allis shad), 2774 nucleotides long. RefSeq lists its product as uncharacterized. Gene Ontology annotation, biological process: regulation of apoptotic process. The record is from RefSeq and is a predicted model, not a curated record. Bases 168 to 2456 code for a protein of 762 amino acids. Lineage: Eukaryota; Metazoa; Chordata; Actinopteri; Clupeiformes; Clupeidae. The transcript is spliced from 8 exons.